GGUCCAGGGGUCCGCCCUCAGGGGAGCAGAGCCCGAUGAGUCAGGUGUGAAGCCAGCCCCAGCAUCUGCACUCCCUCCAGCAGCCAGCUGCCUGCCAUCUCCUCCUCUCCUGUCCUUAUUUGGAGCCCUUGACAGCUGAGCUACAAACAGACCCGGGAGCUGGGCGCCGGCCAGCCGUCACCCUCUGCUUCCCCGCGUGGGUCCUGUUGCCCAGGAGAAAGAAUCCCGCGGCACGGUGGCACUAAGAUAACCAAGGACUCUUGCUCUUCUCACACCUUUGAAGUGGGGCCCUCUUGAGGCAAAUCAGCAAGAAUGUGGCUCUUGCAGCAGAGGGUCUGGGGGCCUGCUGAGACUGCCCAAGGCGGAGGGGCUGUGAAAGCUCUGCUGGACUGAUAACUUUAAAAGGGCAUCUUCUGCUGUCUACUCACGCUGCCGCUUUAUCACUGCAAGUGACACAAUGGGGAGGGUUCUAGCCCUCCUGCACUCCCCAAGAGCUGGGGGGCUAUAAAAACAGGAGGCGCUGGGCAGCUGGGAGACAGUGACAGAGGAAGGCUGAGAGGGGAGCCAGAGAGGACCGAGAAGAGGCAGCAAGCGCCAGAUCGCUUCUUGACCAGAGUCGGCAUGGGCUCCUUCUCCAUCACUGUGGGCCUCCUCCUCUUCCUUGCAUUUCAGCUUCCAGGCCAAGCCCAAGCCAACCCCGUGUACAAUGGCAUGUCGAACACAGACCUGGUGGAUUUCAAGAAUUUGCUGGACCACCUGGAGGAGAAGAUGCCUUUAGAAGAUGAAGUGAUAAUGCCCCAAGUCGCAAGCGAGCAGAACGAAGAAGCGGGGGCCAUUCUGAGCGUCCUCCCUGAGGCACCUUCCUGGACUGGGGAGGCCAACCCCGUGCAAAGGGAUGGGGGUGCCCUUGGGCGAGGCCCCUGGGACUCCUCCGAUAGAUCUGCCCUCCUGAAAAGCAAGCUGAGGGCACUGCUCACUGCCCCUCGGAGCCUGCGGAGGUCCAGCUGCUUCGGGGGCAGGAUCGACAGGAUUGGAACCCAGAGUGGCCUGGGCUGCAACAGCUUCCGGUACCGAAGAUAACAGCCAGGGAAGAAAAGGUUGGCCAGGCCCUGGGAGGAGACCGAAGGAGACCCUCCUCCUCCCCCGGGGUCUCUCCCGAAGUGAGGUCUCCUGUCAUUGUCGAGUUGUGAUGAGCACCGAUUGGAGCUGCCGCCUCCCGCCAGCAUUUCUCACGUUGUGCUGCAUGUAGCCAAAAUGGUUUCAUUGUGGUUUUCCCACCUCGCCCACCCCACGCUUUACCGCAGAGCCUCACCUGUUACUGACAGCAGUUGGCAAAAUGAAUAAAUUUCAGCACCACGGACAGAAGCCAGUGGCAAACUCUUGUGAUUUCUCUCUCCCAGGUCCCACAGUUCUGGUGAUUUUACCCUCUGUGA
Molecule: messenger RNA, 1433 nt
Organism: Heterocephalus glaber (naked mole-rat)
Lineage: Eukaryota; Metazoa; Chordata; Mammalia; Rodentia; Bathyergidae
Gene: Nppa
Product: natriuretic peptide A
Biological process (GO): neuropeptide signaling pathway; negative regulation of systemic arterial blood pressure; cGMP biosynthetic process
Cellular component (GO): extracellular region; cytoplasm
Molecular function (GO): hormone activity; hormone receptor binding
Source: RefSeq, a predicted model, not a curated record